CAUAAAGCAGCACUCUGUGUUACGGUUAGCGACCAUGGCUUUGCCGACGCUUUCUGCUCACUGGCCGAGUCGCGUACGCGCGCUGGAGAGGCAGAUGGUGCGGCAGCGGGAACAGGAGGCUCGGUGGCGGCAGCAAUGGGAGCUUCAUUCGCAAUAUUUCAGGGAGCAGACUCUCCGCAGCAAUAAACAGGCAUACUGGAGCUCCCGGCAGUCUUAUCAAAAAAGUAUGAGUGCGUUCCACCGCGAGCGAAUGAAGGAGGAGAAGAAACGGAAUCUGGAGGAACGGAGGGAGAGACUCAGGAUUCUGCUCCAGGAGGAGAGAGACCGGCUGGAGACAGAGCUUCGAGAGGUUGGCCCAGACAGGAGUGCCUCAGUCAGGCAGCUGGUGGAGAGGACAGAGGGUCUGCGGUCAGCCAGGGAAGAGAGAAGGAAAAAUCUUGCACAGGAGCUGUUGAGGGAGCAUUGGAAACAGAACAACCCUGAACUUCGUAAGGUCGAAUCAACUUUGCACAAAGAUCAUGUCGUCAGCCAAUGGCAGGAGCAAAAGGCUGAGAAAAAACGGUGUGAUGAAGUAGCCCAGGAGGAGAAGAGGCGCUUUGAAAAUGAAUACGAGAGGACAAGAAGGGAGGCCCUGGAGCGGAUGAAGGAGGAGGAGGAGAGGAGGAAAGAGGAGGAGAGGAAAAGAGCGGAGGAGCUUCGGAGACAGAUGGAGGAACUCAAACUGCGUGAGGAAGAGGCCAGCCAUCUGAAGAAGGAGCAGGAGGCUCUGAUGGUGCAGCGCUGGGAGGUGGAAAGGCUGGAAGAAGAGAGGAAACAAGCGGAAGAGUCUAGAAAAAAAUCAGAACUAGGGCGGUUUCUGACACGGCAGUAUCGAGCUCAGCUGAGGAGAAGAGCGCAGCAGGUGCAGGAGGAGCUGGAGGCGGACCGCAGGAUCUUGGCCGCGCUUCUGGAGGGCGAGGAGGAGGACCACAGGAUAGCGAGCGCUCGGCGCGAGAGGGCGGUGGCAGACGCGGCCUGGAUGAAAGGAGUGAUCGAGGAGCAGCUGGAACUGGAGAGACAGAGAGAGGCGGAGUUUGAAACUCUGUACAGGGAGGAGGCGCAGCGUGUUUGGGAGAAGCGAGAGGAGGAGUGGGAGAAGGAGAGGAGAGCCAGAGAGAGGCUCAUGCAGGAGGUUCUGACAGGGAGACAGCAGCAGUUGGAGGAGAAGAUGCAGCGGAAUCGCAGGGCCCAGGAGGAGUCUCUCCGUCGCAGAGAGGAGCUCAUUCAGCUCCUGGAAAUGGAGAGAGAGAGCAGACGACAGGAGAGAGAGCAGGAGGAGGCCCAACGGACCACACGCAUGCAGGAGAUCAAUGCCCAGGUGGAAGAGCGGCGUCGGGAGCAGUGGGAAGAGCAGCAGAGGAGGAAAGAAGAGGAGGAGAGGCAGAGGGAGGCGCUCAGGCUAGAGGAGGAGGAGCUCCGCCUGGAGACACAGCGGAUGACUGAACAGGGGUACCAGGAGAGGAUCCGUAGCAGACCCCGGUCAGCCUGGACAUGAGGACUCAAGGGCAGAAUGCUGAGGUAGCUCAAUCAUUUUAGCCAAACGUGUUUCAGCAUUAAAAGAAAAGAACCAUUUCAGAUG
Chanos chanos (milkfish) is the source of this 1618-nucleotide messenger RNA. It is a transcript of the gene tchp, whose product is annotated as trichoplein, keratin filament binding. Bases 35 to 1534 code for a protein of 499 amino acids. The transcript is spliced from 13 exons. Gene Ontology annotation, cellular component: keratin filament. NCBI's taxonomy places the organism in Eukaryota, Metazoa, Chordata, Actinopteri, Gonorynchiformes, Chanidae. The record is from RefSeq and is a predicted model, not a curated record. Gene Ontology annotation, biological process: apoptotic process.